Limanda limanda (common dab) is the source of this 3620-nucleotide messenger RNA. Its product is annotated as monocarboxylate transporter 9-like. Gene Ontology annotation, biological process: transmembrane transport; monocarboxylic acid transport. The record is from RefSeq and is a predicted model, not a curated record. The transcript is spliced from 5 exons. Gene Ontology annotation, molecular function: monocarboxylic acid transmembrane transporter activity. The coding region runs from base 1 to 1500 and encodes 499 amino acids. Lineage: Eukaryota; Metazoa; Chordata; Actinopteri; Pleuronectiformes; Pleuronectidae.
AUGGCUCCAUCCGCUAAAGUGCUGGACGGAGGCUGGGGAUGGGCCAUCGUCGUGGCCUCCUUCAUGGCCCAGCUCCUGGCCUAUGGGUCGCCCCAGUCAGUGGGCGUUCUCUACCCUGAGUGGCUGCACGCCUACCAGGAGGGCAAGGGCAUGACGGCCUGGGUGGGCUCCCUCGUGGGUGGAGUGGGACUAAUAGCCAGUCCCAUAUGCAGUGCAUGUGUGGACAACUUCGGGGCUCGUCCCGUGACCAUCUUCAGUGGCGUGAUGGUGGCAGGUGGCCUGAUGCUCAGUGCCUUUGCUCCCAACGUGCAGUUCCUCAUCUUCUCCUAUGGGAUUGUUGUUGGCCUGGGUUGUGGUCUGGUCUACGCUGCCACGUUGACAAUCACCUGUCAGUAUUUUGACAAAAGACGCGGCCUCGCUCUCGGGAUUGUCACCACAGGCACAAGUGUUGGAGCGUUCAUCUACGCCACCGCUCAGAAUGAGCUGAUUGCCCUGUACGGCCUGGACGGCUGCCUGCUCAUCAUCGGCGCUUUAGCACUAAACCUCAUGGCGUGCGCCGGCUUCAUGAGGCCUCUCUACAUGCCGGGGUACUACCUCAAACAGAAAGCCGCCCUGGAGCGCAGCACGGAGGAGCAGCUCUUCGAGAAGCCCCAGGUGAACGACCUGCAGAUCACCGCAGGCUCCACCGUGACCAGUCCAGAGAAAAGUCUGACAGUGAAGGAGAUGCUCAUCACCAUCGAUGGCAAGGAUGUGGGAGUCCAGACGGAUAAGACAGGCAGCUUCCUGUCUGGGUGGGCCAUCAUGAAAGUCAUCAAGAGCAAGCAGCAGGCGUACUCCAGGUACAUGCACUCCAUGUACGAGAUCCUGCAGGACCAAGCCAUGGUGGCAUUCUGUUUCGCUGUGUUCUUGUUCAGCCUGGGGGCGUUCCCUCCUGUGCUCUUCAUAGAGGAUGUUGCGCAGAGUCAGGGACUCAUUGAAGGAGUGAGCGUCAUCCCUCUGGUAUCCAUAGGAGCCAUCGCCUCGUGCGUGGGUAAACUAGCGCUCGGCGGGCUGGUGGACAUCCGGUGGAUCAACAGCAUUUAUCUGUAUGCCUUCACGAUGUUCGCAGGCGGUGUGACGCUACUCCUUCUACCUCUCACUAAGACUUACAUGGGACUGCAGAUCCUGUCUGCUGUGUUGGGUUUCUUCUCUGGGAACUGGUCUCUCACCUCUUACAUCACCACCCAGAUUGUUGGCUUGGACAGACUUACCCAAGCACACGGCAUCCUCAUGUUCUUCGGGGGACUUGGGAUCAUGCUUGGACCCCCGGUUGUAGGGUGGUUCUUUGACUGGACACAGUCAUAUGACUUGGCGUUCUACUUUAGUGGGAGCUGUGUGGUGCUGGGAGGAUGCAUUCUCACUCUGCUCACCCUUCCCUGCUGGAACAGGAAGCACACUGAGAACGACAGACCUGACGUCCACUACACCAGCAACUGUGACAAAGUUGCCUCGGUAGCCUGAAUAUGACCUUCUCUCAUAAGGACUCACAUUUUACCCCUACUGCCAAACAAUUGUCCACUAUACCUAAACCACCUGUAGCAGAAUUUUCCUUUGAGUGUAUUUAACCAAAUUAAGUUGCAGAGGUUUUGAAAUUCAGGCCUUUCUUCGGCACUUUGCCUGCAUUUCUCAGGUUCAAGCAAUUUUACUGGAGAUCUUUACCAACCAACAGGGCUCGUUUUAUUUUCACCCUGUGUGUCUUUGCGUUGGACAACGUGGCAAGGUGUGGUGGAGUACUGCACCCACUGUACCAUGGUGGCAGUUUGGCAUACUUUGGCAACUGUGCAAGAUAGAGACACAAAGAUUGACAGGUGUGUAGUUGAGAUCAAAACAAAAGCUUAGUUUGAAGUUAGGUGUGGUCUGACUGUAGACUGUGUGUAAGAUGGACGGCAUGUCCCAUUAUUCAGAAAUUAAGCCAAAAUGUCCUAGAACCCUUCGAACCCUAUCAUGCUGGACCUUUGGGGCCAGAGUCUGAACAGAGGUGAUCAGGGUAUGGAUCUGUCGUGAGGUCCCGCCGAUACACACGUUGAACCGCUGGUGAGACGGUCUUAGCUGUCAUCCUGUUUUUAUAGCAUCAAAUAUCUAAUUAAAAUCAAACUUACAAGAAGGAUUAACACUUGAGAAAACAUCAGUGUGAUAAGAACUACCCAAAACAACAGAACUGUAUUUAACAUGCACUUUGACCUUUUGUUUGGUAGAUGUCCCAUCCACUAACACGAAGGAGCUGGUGUUUAUGACCUAUAAUGCAGCCAGACACUUUGGCUUCCCUUUUGAGGAUCUGUCAUGUUGUCCUUCCUUAUAUACUGUGUAUGUGUCUGAACCAUGAGCACUGAGAAGUAAUGAUGUAAUAAUAAUAAUAACUUCUGAGUACUCAUGGGUUGGAACUGGUGAGGUCCCAUUGCAAGAUGAUGUCUGGCUUUAAAGAUUUGACUCAGGUGUCUGUGUUGAUAAUCCUUUUUUUUAAAGUUGCCUCAUUUUACGAGGCAAACUGAACAUUAGUGUUCAACUCCCAAAUUCUACACUGUGUUUAUACAAACAGUGGCUGUCACUUAACUGAGGAGCUAAAGAAAUUGUGGUUGAUGGGAAACUGGGUAGGGAGACAUCUGUAAAAUCAGCAGUUAACCUAAUGCGGCGGUUCAUUUGUCACAGUAAGAAUCCCUCUGCAAAUGCACAAAAAUCUCCCAGGAAUCUGACUUGAGCAGACAAUACAGGGAUCGGAAUGAAGGAGGGAGUCUUCUUAUGAUAAUCGUAAUUAUAGCAACACACCUUUUGUUUUGUAUUUUGGUUUAAAUAUAUACAAAUAUAUCUUUAAAACACCACUAUGUAUCUUACCAAAGCAUCAAUUAUAGUCAAUGCCUGUCAACACAUAAUGCCUGUUGAAACAAUACAAGAGCCUUGCUUUAAAGAUAAUUUUUGUUUUCAAGUGCAUUGACUGAAUUUCUACCUUUUUGUAAUUGUUUGAGUUCCACAUACCUCAUGUUUAUGGAUAAUACAGAACCUUUUUAAGAUGCUGAUUCAAAAACAUGUUAAAACACUGAAGGGGUCGUACUGUAUUUCAACGUCAUGAGCAUGUUGAUUCUCUGUGGCAUGUUUAUCAUGAUCUCUGCUGGCAUUUGUUUUGACCUGGCUGGUCCUUUUCAUCAUGUUGUGUACGUGUAAACGUAUAUAUGUAUAUGUUAAUGUGUGCGUUGUGUGUGUACGUGUUUGCACAUGCACAGCUUCCUUAGUGCACAGGCGUGAGGGUGCAUUGUUUGAUAAACUUUUGUACUAGCACUAAUUUGUAAGUCCCACAUGCUAGUGACUUUUGUAUGCACAAAACUGGCCAUAGAGCUGUAAUUUUUUUUAUUUUAAAGUUGAAAGAGGAUUAGUGUGACUAUUGCAAUGAAUAUGUUGCAACACACUUUGAGAAUCACUCAAAUGCUGUUAAAUACACAACUGCAAAUGUCGUUUUUGAUAGUUUCAGACUUUAGUGUUUUCUUUGUGUUUGUAGAUGAUAUUUACAGUGUGCUGAUGAUGUACAAUUAGUACUGAUCUAAAAGUGACAGUAUGGUUUGUUGUCACCUUUUAGCUACUCUUAUUUUUUA